Molecule: messenger RNA, 2213 nt
Organism: Balaenoptera musculus (blue whale)
Lineage: Eukaryota; Metazoa; Chordata; Mammalia; Artiodactyla; Balaenopteridae
Gene: SAMD14
Product: sterile alpha motif domain containing 14
Exons: 11
Coding region: 753-2006 (417 amino acids)
Biological process (GO): neuron projection development; calcium-mediated signaling; actin filament organization
Cellular component (GO): cytoplasm; postsynaptic density; actin cytoskeleton
Molecular function (GO): actin filament binding
Source: RefSeq, a predicted model, not a curated record
UCCCCGCCACGCGCCCCCUCAUCGCCCCUUCCCUGGGGACCCCCGCGGAUCCCCGCUGACACGACGCUAAGAGUAUCUGCCUGCCAGGCGGGGGACCCCGCGUCCAGCCGGGCGGGGCGGGGAGACGGUUUCUCUCUCUCUCUCUCUCUCUCUCUGCCUCCCUCUCCUCUCCUCUCCUCUCCUCUCCUCUCCUCUCUCUCUCUCACACACACACACACACACACACUCGCACACACACGCACACACACGCACACACACGCACGGAGCAUCCUCCCGUCAGGUCUCCUGGUCCAGCCCCUCCCGCCGUGCCUCCUGCUUCCUGCAAACCUUCUCCUUCUCUCUCCGAACUCCCCCACCCCCCCACCCCCACAUUCCCUCCGGCUCCAAGACCCCCCUCGCUGACCCCUACCCCUACUCCCGGGAUGGAGCGGAUGGAGCCAGCCCGGAGCCCCCCGAGGCCGGGGUGACUGUCCCCCGCCCCUCUCCUGCCUGGCCCCAGCCCCAAACACCAUGGGCCUGAGGGGUUUCUGAGGCGCCGGACGCUGAAGAUGACAGAUGCUGGAGAACAUAUUUGAUGCAUCAUAGAGAUUUGGCUCUACACUGUUCUGCUACGGGUACUCUUUAUACCCUUCUGCAUCUGUGAGUCUGUCUUGAACUGUGAGAACUGUGACUUUGUCAAGAACAGUGGCCCUGUUGAUGAUGCCAGCUUCCUGAACAGCUCAUGUUCAGGAAGACAGGUGCUCUCUUAAGUCAUGGCUUCUUCAAAGCUCCGAGAACCUGCGGAUGAGGUUUUUGACCUGGACUUGGCUGUGCCAGAGACCGUCAGACUGGACAGCAGUUUACACAAGGCCCGAGCCCAACUACUGGCCAAGGGCCGGAGACACAGGCCCUCCCGCUCGAGGCUUCGGGACAGUGCCAGCUCUGCAGAGGAUGGUGAAGGCUCCGAUGGGCCCGGAGGCAAGGUGACCGAUGGCUGCGGGAGCCCCCUGCACCGGCUGCGCUCGCCUCUGCACUCGGGCCCGGGGUCCCCAGCCGGGAGCUCCUUCUGCCUGGAGCCCCCGGGGUUGCGGCGCAGCCUGGACGAGGACGAGCCGCCGCCCUCGCCGCUCACACGCUACCGGCCCCUGCACAACGCCGCCUCGCAAGAGGGCCUGGCCGCCGCCUCCUGCUCACCGCCGCGCUCCGCGCCCUCGUCCGACAGCUCGCCCAGCUUCGUGCGCCGCCAUCCCCGCGCCGAGCCGCACAGCGAAGAUGACAGCCGGGAUGCCAGCCCACCUGAGCCCGCCAGCCCCACCAUUGGCCUGGAUAAGAAGACUCGCCGCAAGUUCCUGGACCUGGGGGUCACCUUACGCCGAGCAUCCACUAGCAAGAGCCGGAAGGAGAAGGGCAGCAACCGCCUGUCCAUGGGCAGCAGGGAGUCGGUGGAGGGGUCCGGCAGGUCAGGGGGCUCCCCGUUCCUGCCCUUUUCCUGGUUCACAGACGGCAGCAAGGGCUCGGCGUGUUCCGGCAGCACCACCUCCCCGGCCUGCUCCCCUAAACACGAGGGCUUCAGCCCUAAGAAGUCAGCUUCUCAGGAAUCCACUCUGAGUGAUGACUCCACACCCCCCAGCAGCAGCCCCAAGAUUCCAAGUGGUCCCCGGCAGGCGGCCAAGUGUUCCUACCCCUACCACACACUGUCCCAGUCUUCGGACGAGUUUCUGGAUGAACCUCUCCCCACCAUCUACCACUGGACCAGUCAGCAGGUGGGCCAGUGGCUGCACAGCCUCAACCUGGAGCAGUAUGCCGCUGAGUUUGCUGCGAGGCAGGUGGAUGGGCCGCAGCUACUGCAGCUGGAUGGAAGCAAACUGAAGAGCCUGGGGCUCAGCCACUCACAUGACCGGGCGCUCGUGAAGCGGAAGUUGAAGGAGUUGGCAGCGGCCGCGGAGAAGGAGCGCAAGGCCCAGGAGAAGGCUGCGCGGCAGCGUGAGAAGCUCCGGCGCAGGGAGCAGGAGGCCAAGAGGAGCUAGGGGGACGGGCGGGCGGGCACUGGCGGCUGCUGGGCUCUGAGGGCACAGGCCGCCCGGGGAAGUGGGGCCUGGGCACCAGGCUUGGGCUGGCCUGGCCCCAUGCUCUCAGGAGGAACAGCCCUCUCACCCUGUCUUCUGUCUGGACCCAGAUUCCUCAGAAAGGGAGACCCCAGGGGGAGGACCCAGUAAUAAAUCCCAUUUCAAGGA